Entamoeba invadens IP1 is the source of this 1035-nucleotide messenger RNA. RefSeq names its product ribonuclease 2 precursor, putative. Gene Ontology annotation, molecular function: RNA binding; ribonuclease T2 activity. The transcript has a single exon. Gene Ontology annotation, biological process: RNA catabolic process. Gene Ontology annotation, cellular component: extracellular region. Bases 1 to 1035 code for a protein of 344 amino acids. The record is from RefSeq and is a predicted model, not a curated record. NCBI's taxonomy places the organism in Eukaryota, Evosea, Mastigamoebida, Endamoebidae.
AUGUUUAUACCUAAAUAUAAUAUAAUGAUUUAUCUAUUGAUGAUAACACUUUCUGUUUGUUUUGGUCAACCCGAGAAACCCAAAACACCAACAACUGAACCCAAAAAAUCAAUUAAAAGAAAAUUAGAAGAAGAAAAACCAAGUACUUCACAACAAGCUGCAAAAAAACUUUUGGUGGAUUACCCUUCUUCAGAUGAAUCUGAUGCUUCAAGUUCUACAACUUCGACACCAAGUAGAAAAUCAAGUGAAGAAAGAAAUAUUCAAGUAACUUCUCCAUUGCCAAGUUACAUAGUCCGACCAUUUACAGUGGCUAUUUCACAUUAUCGUAUGUGUUUUCCGAAACGGAAAAAAAUCGAACGGUUCCAUUAUAUGUUGUUUUCUCAAUACUGGCUCGGCGAGGUUUGUUCUGGAUUAAUAUGCACGUUAUCACACCGAACAGAUAAAAUUGAAGAAGGAUUUUUCCUACAUGGGUAUUGGCCACAAAUUAGAAAAAGGGUUGAUUAUUAUUGUUGUGAAAACGAUUAUAUUGUCACUGAAGUCGAAAGAAUGAUGCUUGAUGAUAAAGAAUUAGAAAGAGAUAUUGCAAAAUAUUGGAUGUCUCUAGAUGCGUGCCGAUUAGUAGGAUAUCAAUGGGACAAACAUGGAAGUUGUACAAGUAACAUAUAUAAAACCCCACUUGAUUAUUUGAGAACUGCCAUAAAUUUGAGAAAGAAAGUUGAUAUAUGGAAAGUGUUGCAAGAGAGUUACUUGAAAGUAAAAACAAACACUUUAUAUUUCUUGGAAGAAUUAAAAUCAAUAAUGGAAAGAGUUUAUGGUACAUCUGUAUACUUCGUUUGCAAAAAUGGAAACUCUGUUUAUGACCUCAGAAUUUGUUAUUACCCUUUUCCAGAUGCACAAAAUCCUCAACCAAUGAGAUGCCCUCAAAGAAUUAAAAUGUAUGAAACCAGAAAAUGCAAUGAAAAGGUAAUGUUCAAAGAAUUUCCUUAUUAUUUAACUAAAAAAGAAUUGGUGACAAGGAACAAUUGUUUGUAUUAA